UGGGCUAUAAAGGUAGCUGUCUUGUGCAUUGGGGUAUCACAGAACUUGAGCCUAUCCCAGCGAGAGGAAAAGCAGAAAGAGCUGAACAAGAACCCCGACUGAAAUAAAGAGGACAGGCAGGACCCAUCGCAAGAAGGGAAGAUGAAACUCCAACUGGUCGCCAUAAUCUUCAUUCUUCUCAGUGCUGCCACAAAAAACCUCUGUGCCUUCAAAAUGCAGACAGAAGCUGAGAAAGACCUUGCCCGCUUGGAAACACAAAAAUCAGAGAUUUUGGCAGAGACCUCUGGCUUGCAGACACUGCUCCGGAGAUCCAAGCGCUUCAACAGCCACUUCCCCAUCUGUACCUACUGCUGCAAUUGCUGUAAGAACAAGGGGUGCGGCUAUUGCUGUAGGACAUGAAGCGAGCGGAGACCUCACCCGGACGAUGGCAGUGUUAUGGGGCUGCUGCCCCCCUCUCCGAACGCCACACUCACUCAUGACUCCUCCCUCUGGCCUCCUACCUGCUCCCUGCUCCCCCUGCCUCAUUCUCCUCUUAUUUAUUAGUUGAGCACUUUUUGAUUUGUAUUUUUUUCUCUUUUGUUACUGGGAAUUAAAACAUGUUUACCUCGUGGAA
This is a messenger RNA of Hemicordylus capensis (graceful crag lizard), 613 nucleotides long. It is a transcript of the gene HAMP, whose product is annotated as hepcidin antimicrobial peptide. Bases 142 to 399 code for a protein of 85 amino acids. The transcript has 3 exons. Lineage: Eukaryota; Metazoa; Chordata; Lepidosauria; Squamata; Cordylidae. Gene Ontology annotation, cellular component: extracellular region. The record is from RefSeq and is a predicted model, not a curated record. Gene Ontology annotation, biological process: intracellular iron ion homeostasis.